Molecule: messenger RNA, 2417 nt
Organism: Nelumbo nucifera (sacred lotus)
Lineage: Eukaryota; Viridiplantae; Streptophyta; Magnoliopsida; Proteales; Nelumbonaceae
Source: RefSeq, a predicted model, not a curated record
AUGGUAGUCAUUGAGAUUCGCAAGGCUAGGGUGGAGGUAGGUGGAGGCAGCGUUGCUAGAGGAUCGACUCUUUACCAUCACUCUAAUAAUUUCUCGAUCAUCUGUGUCUCUUCUUAUACUCCUAAUGAACAAAUCCUCCUUGAUUGCGGUUCUUCCGCUCUAAAGGCAGAUGGUGAUGGACGGAAUUGGACCGGAGAUGUAGGUUCUGAUUUCGCAACCUCCGCACGUUUCAAUACAUCAACAGUCUCCACAGCUUUAGCUUUGUAUCAAGGCUCCAGCGUGCCCCUAAUCCCGUACGUAACAGCUCGUAUAUUCCACUCACCUUUCACCUACACAUUCCCUGUUGCUGCCGGUCCCAAAUUAAUUCGGCUCUACUUCUAUCCAGUUUCCUAUUCUGGUCUCGACAAAACUAAAGCUUUCUUUGACGUCUCCGCUGGUCCUUACACUCUACUACAUAAUUUCAGCGCCUUCUUUACAGUGGAGGCUCUCAAAACAGCUUUCUUGGUCAAAGAAUUCUCUAUCAAUAUAGAGAACCUGAGCUUAUUAGAAAUCAUAUUCACGCCAACUCCUAAUACCUUUGAGACGUACGGUUUUGUGAAUGGAAUUGAGAUUCUUUCCAUGCCUGAGGAUCUUUAUGUAAGGGGUGAGCAAAUUUCUAUUCCUUUGAUUGGUCAACGAACCCCAUUUUAUAUUGCAAAGGACACCGCCCUUGAGACGGUUUACCGAUUGAACAUCGGCGGAAGAACUAUUUCGAGUCAAGAUGAUACAGGCAUGUAUCGUACAUGGUACGACGACACAGAAUACAUACUUGGCACUGGUAGCAGCGAUUAUCAGAAAGGUGUAACUUACUCUAAUAUGACCAUCGACGUCAACUACCCACCAACACUGCCUAAUUACACCGCCCCUGACACCGUCUAUCGCACCGCUCGGUCGAUGGGACCCCACGCACUGCAGUAUAAUCUCACUUGGCAUUUCCUAGUCGAUUUAGGAUUUCAAUUCCUAUUUAGGCUCCAUUUCCAUUUCUGCGAGUUGGCGCCUGAGAUAACACUGGUAAAUCAGAGGGUGUUUAGCAUCUUUAUUGGUAAUCAGACGGCCGACAACAUGUUUGAUGUCGUUGGCUCGAGUGGAGGAAAUGGGAUCCCGAUGUUCAAAGAUUACACCUACCUCAUGACGCUUCUAAAUCCAAAACAAAUUGAGGGCAAGCAAGAUCUUUGGCUAACCAUACACCCGAACGUCGAAUCAAAGCCAAUGUUUUAUGAUGCAAUCUUAAACGGGCUCGAGAUCUUCAAAUUGAUGAAAGAUACCAGAGGCAAUUUCGUAGGACCAAAUUUAGGGAGCGCUUCCACGCGACCUGAUCACCACCACUUGAAGAAAUGGAUUUGGUUUAUUGUCGCUGGAGGCGUUGUGGUUGGUGUUGUCGCUCUCGCUUUGUUCUCCCUCGCUCGCCGGUGCCAAAGAAGGAACAGGAAGAAGAACACUCUACCUCUUCCAUCUGAUAUCGGCUGCCGCCGCUUCUCGUUAUCUGAGAUAAAAGCAGCUACGGACAACUUCAACGAGACACGGCUGAUCGGCGUUGGUGGCUUCGGCAGCGUCUACAGAGGCUACAUCAUCGACAAUGGAGUCGCCAGCACUACCGUUGCAAUCAAACGUGGGAAUCCAAAGUCUCAACAGGGUGCCCACGAGUUCCGAACUGAGAUCGAGAUGCUAUCAAAGCUACGCCACGUACAUCUCGUCUCCUUGAUCGGGUACUGCGAGGAGCGUGGAGAGUUAAUCCUGGUUUACGAUUAUAUGGCUCAGGGCACCCUUCGUAAUCACCUCUACAACACUGAUAAGCCUCUAACGUGGAAGAAAAGGCUUGAGAUCUGCAUCGAAGCUGCACGAGGCCUAGACUACCUUCAUACUGGUACGAGGCAGACGAUCAUCCACCGUGACGUGAAGACGACGAACAUACUCCUGGAUGAGAAAUUGGCGGCCAAGGUUUCAGACUUCGGUCUAUCUAAGGUGGGGCCCAGCAGUCUGUCCCACUCCCACACCCACGUCAGCACAGCUGUCAAGGGCAGUUUCGGGUACUUGGACCCAGAGUACUACCGACGCCAGAAAUUGACGGAGAAAUCUGACGUGUAUUCAUUUGGUGUGGUGUUAUUUGAAGUAGUAUGCGGCAGACCAGCGUUGGAUCACAGGCUUGGGGACGAAGAGGUAUCAUUGGCCCACUGGGCUCCACAAUGCCUACGUAAUGGGACCCUUGAUCAAAUCAUUGAUCCUUAUUUGAAGGGCAAGAUUGAAGCUGAGUGUUUAAGCAAGUUUACAGAAAUCGCAGACAAGUGCUUGGCCGAUCGUGGAAGUGAACGACCGACGAUGGCCAAUGUGUUGUAACAACAAAUUUUAAGGAAAGCUAACGGAAGGGGGUCUUUGUCUCA